Molecule: messenger RNA, 2736 nt
Organism: Closterium sp. Naga37s-1
Lineage: Eukaryota; Viridiplantae; Streptophyta; Zygnematophyceae; Desmidiales; Closteriaceae
Source: the annotation of a GenBank genome assembly
AUGGAAACUCACACUAGUAUCAAUAGUCUGCCCGACGACCUCCUUUUUAAGAUCAUCAAACGCUCCUUCAAGCAACCAGCCGCGUCAUGGAAACACUAUGCGAAGGAAUCAGAUCAGAUAGACAAGACGCCAGUACCAGCCCCUCCUUCAGACGCAGACGUGACUCAAAAUCUCUUCAUCGCGUCCGUCUGCGGUCGUUGGCGCCGUCUGGCGAAGCGUUGCGUUACCACGCUACUCGUCAAAGAAGGCCUCGUGGUAUCCCGCGACGAUCUCUCAUCCGCAGUCGCGUGCUUCCCAAACCUCACCCAUCUGCAUCUCAGCGAUAACAGCGUUGAGUCGCUUAACGACGCAUUCCUCUCCCGCCUCGCGUCUUCGUGCCCCAAGCUGACUCGCCUCCACGUGGGAAGGAGCCUUGCAUCGGAACAUGGAAAAGAUUAUCGCAAGGAGGUUUCAAUAACCGCGGAGGGAUUGGAUCGGUUCUUUCAGAAGCUUCCAGAGUUGGAGCAAGUUACGCUCUUCUGCCUCCAACAAGAGACACAGCUACCGGAUUCGUUUUUCCGGCUGGGACAUCUGCGUACCCUUCUUCUCACCGACGCCUCGGCCGCGGAUAAUAUCAGUCUCACAAACCUCACUGCCCUUACCACCCUCUACAUCACCUUUCCCUGGAAUAUUCCGCACCUCUCCAACCUCCUCCACCUCCCACGACUCGCCCACCUCUCCACCCUAGCCCCUCACCAAAACCAUCAGCCGGCGGGUGCUGCAAGCGUGACGCUGUCGUCUUGCCUAGAAUCGUUCAAUUUUCUGAUUUCAUGUCCUCGGUGGGACGCCAUCUUCCCAUCAGCAUCACCGUUCGCCGGGCUAAAGGAGCUUCUCAUCGCCAACUGCAGUGGGCUAGAGACCGUUCCCGACGGCAUAGGAGAUUUGCUGCCAUGCCUUCGCAAGCUUCAUAUUCGCAACAGCGAUGGUUUCACUCACCUGCCCGAAAGCUUCACUUCUCUGACCUUUUUGGAAAACCUCAUCGUUUGUCAUUGUGAGAGAUUUACAGCCUUACCCACCAGCUUCGGUGAACUGCCUGCCCUCAAAUCGCUGAUUCUGGAAGAUUUAUGUCUCACCGAGCUCCCUCCUUCCUUCUAUCACCUCACAUCUCUAGAAUCACUCUUCAUAGCAGAUUGCCCUGAGCUUUCGCAGCUGCCAGAACGGUUCUGCCGCCUCACAGGUCUCAAGGAGCUCAGCGUCUUCAACGCGGAGGGCUGUUCCUUGCCUGAGGACGUUGGCGCCCUUGCCAGCCUGGAGGCUCUCGGGCUGCUUGCCUGCGGGCAGCAGUCCUUUCCGCCUUCCUUCACCGACCUGACUUCCGUGACGCGCCUUGAGUUGUAUGACUGCUGGGCGAUCGAGUCUCUGCCAGAAGCCCUGGGAGAGCUGAGCAGCCUGCGGGAGCUGAAGCUCAGUAACCUUGAAAUCGGCAUGCUUCCUUGCUCACUUAUACGGCUUACGAGGCUUCAGAUCUUGAUUGUCCAAUACUGCGGUGCACUCUCAGAAAUACCUUUCCGCUUGUGUGCCCUCGUGGGGCUCAAGAGCCUGGAGCUGACGUGGUGCAUGCAGCUGAGUGAACCCCCUGCCGGUCUGCCCCCCUCUCUUGAGACCCUCUGCUUGGGGCCCUUUGAGGAAGGCUCUUCCCUUGUGGUGGACAUCUCCCAGCUGUCGCAGCUGAGGGUGCUGAAGCUGAACCGCGUUGGGGUGACCUGCGGGCCUGCAGCGGCCGAGAGGUUUUCGUUCGUGAAUCAGUUGGAGCAGCUGGAGCAGAUGGAGCAGAGGAUUGGAGGAGAAGGUGUAGACCUCUCAACUUCUCUCUCUCAACUGCGCAGCUCGUUCAAUGAGCUGGUGGAGAAGCGCGUGCGUGAGCUGAAGCAGGCGGAGCAGGUGAAGCAGGAGCAGGUGAAGCAGCAAGUGAAGCAGAAGCUGGAGCAAGUGGAGGAGCAGCUGGAAGAGCAGAUGGCGGAGGUGCCAGAAGAGGUGAAGCGGGAGCAGCAGCUGAAGUUGCUGAAGCAGGCGCAGCAGGAGGAGCAGCAGGUGGAGGAGGAGGUGGGUCAGGUGGGGCAGGUGUCGGAGGUGGGGCAGGUUGGGCAGGUGGGGCAGGUGGAGGAGGUGAAGAUGCGUUUAGAAGGAGAAUUCCAGGGUCUUUCUGCUUCUCUCCCUCACCCGCACAGCCUGUUCAAUGAGCUGAUGGAGCUGCUGGAAAAGCGGGUGCAACUCGAGAAGCCGGAGCAACUAGAGCAGCUGGAGCAGCUCGAGAUGUUCUGGAAAGGAAGCAAUCAGGAACCCGCAGUUCCCUUAGUGUUUCUCCCUCGCCUGCGCAGCUUGCUGAUCAAGGCGCCUGGCAUCUCUAGCCUCCCGGUAAACAUGGCCACAGCGUUUCCGGAGCUUCGGAAACUGAGCCUUCUGUCUUGGACACCGGAGGAGCUGCCAGGGAGCAUAGGGGAGCUCUCCAAGCUGACGUCACUAAUGAUCAACGCACCGCGGCUGGUGGCGCUACCUCAAGGCAUAAGCUCCCUGGCUCGACUGCGCAAACUGGAGUUGUUUCAUUGCAGGGCCUUGCGGCACCUCCCGGAGAGCCGUUGUGGCCCCGGUGCAGGCCCUUUUCACCUUACCAAGUGCAAGGCCAAGAUCGCCACUCUGAUCACCACCUCCCCGUGCGCCCGUGGCGGUUUCUCCGGUAGUGAGUGCUGCCUCUUCUGA